AUGUCCAUCUUUGGCCCGUUCAAGGCAUUGGCCCUGCUCCGCUUCCAGCCCGUCAUCGUCGUAAUUUGGUCUGGCGUCAUCGCCUUCUUUACCAUGUACAUCAUGGAUGUCUCCGUCUUCGGCAAGGCCCUCUACAAUUUCAGCAUUUUGGAGGUGGGUCUUGUGUAUUUAGCACCGACAAUCGAGUACGCUAUCUCGUCAACUUUUGGUGGUCGCUGGAUCAACCACAUCAUGGUUCGUGAGCCAACCAAGCCCAAUCGCUACGAUGAUAACAGCAUGAUCAAGUACUUUCCCGAGGACCGGAUGAGAGAGAAUAUCUGGCUGGCUUUGACACUGUAUCCAGCCUCGUUGAUUUGGUACGGCUGGUCCGCUGAAAAGGGUGUGCAGUGGGCGGUCCCUUGUGUCGCCUCUAUCUGCUUCGGGCUCGGCAUGAUGCUUGUCAUGGGCACUGUGCAGACCGCUCUGACGGAGUUCACUCCCAAGAAAGCAUCUAGCGGUGUUGCUGUGGCAAAUUUUGUGCGAAAUAUCCUUGCAUGCACUAGAGCCGUCGUCACUCAACCCAUGCUCAAUGCGAUCGGCAAUGGAUGGAUGUGCACUAUGAUUGCUCCGAUCGCGUUUUUCAAGUCCAUUGCUGGCGUUUCAUCGCAGGCACCUAGCUCUACUGGUUUGCAGGAGUUUUUCCAGCUAUAUCAGCCAAUAUCGCUCGAUUCCAGUGGAAACGGCAACUGCGAUGUCGACAUAUUGCUCAUGGAUCAUGUUUUUGGAGCCAGUUAUGGAGCACCGUUUGUUGGCGACUAUGAGCCUCCAAACUGCGACUUUGAUACUGUACGAAUCAAUCUCACAGUCACCUCCCGGGGGAAGCAAUUUGACCGCCUGGCACUCAUGUACCUCGGAGACAAUGAAGUGUUCCGGACUUCAACGGCAGAGCCGACAAUCAAUGGGAUCGUCUGGACUUAUGUCAAAGAGAUGUCACAGUAUAAUUCACUAUGGAAGAGUCCCCAGAAGCUGAUAUUUGACUUGGGAAAUAUCAUCAACGACAUUUAUACCGGUUCGUUCAAUGCCACGCUAACCGCGCACUUCUCUGGAGAACACAAUGUCAAAACUGCGGAUAUGAUUCUUCCAAUCUCGGCCAAAAAGUCGGCAUCAAACUCUCCAAGUGCAUUCCAGCUUCCCACAGACAACACAACAGUCAUGUACGAGAUCCCUGCUGCGGCAUCGCGUGCUGUUGUGUCAAUAUCGGCAUGUGGACAAUCAGAAGAAGAGUUCUGGUGGUCCAAUGUCUUUUCUGAAGAUACCCAAGACUUUGAAAGCACUGUCGGUGGGCUAUAUGGGUACACUCCUUUUCGUGAAGUUCAGCUCUAUAUCGAUGGGAUCCUUGCCGGCCUUGUCUGGCCAUUCCCUAUUAUCUUUACGGGAGGCGUGGCUCCGGGAUUCUGGCGUCCGGUUGUUGGCACUGAUGCAUUUGAUCUUCGACAGCCGGAGAUUGAUAUUUCCCCAUUUCUCCCCAUGAUUCAAGACGGAAAGCAGCACUCGUUUGAGAUCCGGGUGACUGGUCUGGAUGUCUCGGCAGAUGGGAAGGCCACAUUUGCCAACACUGUCGGCUCAUAUUGGGUUGUCACAGGAAAUAUCUUCAUAUAUAUCGAUGACGACAGCUCAGCCUCUAAGGGAAAUGCCACUCUUGACAAAAAUGGACCUACGGUGGAUGCUCCCUUGCCUAUGUUUGCUGUGACUCGGAAUCUUAUCUACAAUGAGACCGGCGGAAAUGAUUCCUUGUCGUACUCUGUGGUUGUCGAGCGAGUUUUCAGAGCAUCCUCUUCUCUGUACUCGUGGUCACAGACACUAUCCUUCUCCAACCACGGUCUCCUCAACCAGCAAGGAUACAGUCAAUUUAACAGACAAAUUACAACUGGCAAUAAUACCAUUACCGAGCUCGGAGACACACCCAUCUCAAACAGCAUUGCGUUUCAGUACCCCCUGGCUGUCAAUGCAACUUAUGGCAUCACCUCGAGUGGGAUGACGAUUGACUCUUGGAUGAAGAGGGGUCUUGAUUACGAGGCAACAGGAGGUCUCGGUAUUUCUACUUACACCUUGACCUCGGGGCCAUCAUACCUACACACAAGUCAAUCUGGCACGGCGCAGUAUAAAUCCGUCACUGGUGGAAACUCAAGCUCUUGGGGUGACACCAGCAAUGUCUUCGAAGGUGAGAUGAAUGGGCGGUCAUACUAUCGAUCUGUUCAUGCAGUCAAUGGUACCGUUGUAUAUGACACCGACCCUGAUAGCAAGACCUCGGCUUCUUCUCCACAAGAUCAUAGGGAUACUGGGAGAGACAGUGUGAGGGCGAUACUUGGAAAGGGACCUGGAGCUCUUGUAAACUAG
Penicillium roqueforti is the source of this 2376-nucleotide messenger RNA. RefSeq lists its product as uncharacterized. The transcript has 3 exons. Bases 1 to 2376 code for a protein of 791 amino acids. Lineage: Eukaryota; Fungi; Ascomycota; Eurotiomycetes; Eurotiales; Aspergillaceae. The record is from RefSeq and is a predicted model, not a curated record.